AUGGGCAUGCGCAACUGCCUCGACGGCAAUAAUAUGUCAGGACAACGCGAUACCACCCCUGAGCUCGGGCAACAGCCCCAGCAGCCGGUGGAGGCCCCAGGGCCAAUUGCCCCCGGUCCUGGGCCUGGCGCAGCCGAAGCGAUGGAGACCGAACCGCCAGUCACCGAGCCCGUCCCCUUCGAGGCUGACGGCGAGGCCUGUGGGCCGCCACAGCUCUCCGGGCCCUCAUCCCAGGGCCUUGGACAGGCCAUCGAGGAAGCCAGAGGUCUCGGAGGCUCCAGCCCACCUCCUGAAGAAGCUAAGCCCUUCGAUGUCAAGGAGCCCAACUCGGGAGGCUUUUGGCCUACCCUGGAGCAGCCCAGAGCCCACCCUGGGGUCGGUGCAGGCCUCAGAGCCUCGAGCUCGGCCUCUGUGGAGCCUGGAACCUUCGAUGGUGCCAGAGCAGGCCUGGGAGCCUACAGCCCUCCACCGGAGGAAACCAUGCCCUUUGAGCAGCAGCGGUCUGGCCAGGGAGCCAUCAGCCCAGCUCCCUUGCAGCUCGGAGCCCUGGCUCUGGAAAGCUCAGGCUUGGGGGUCCCCAGUGCACCCCCCGAGCAGCCCCGAGCCCUUGGGCCAGCCAGCCCUGGCUGCGGAGGCUACAGCCCUCCCCCUGAGGAGGCUGUGCCAUUUGAGCUUGAUGGAGCAGCCUCUGGGGGUGACAGCCCACCCCCCGGGUGCCCCCGAGUCUUCCUUGAGCCCGACGGCGGCUACAAGUCCGCGGCAGUCGCGGCCCCGGGUGCGGUCUACAUCUCUGCCGGCGCGAAUGCGCCCCCCCUCUGGGUCCCCGGAGUCCCUGACCACCCAGCCCGAGAGGCUGCCAGAGAGCUUCUUGGCUUCGCGGGCACCAGCCCCCCGAUGGAGAUCGCCCGACCCCCACUCGAGAUUGGCAGCGCCCCCCGUGGGGUCGACGACGCUCCCGUCAACAUGGACAGCCCCCCAAUCGCGCUUGACGGCCCGCCCAUCGAGGUCUCCCGAGCCCCAGUCGAGGCAGAACGAGCAGAGGGAGAGAGACCCCCAGUUGAAGGAGCAGCAGCUGAGAUGGAAGGAGACUCUGGAGCCUCAGCCGCUGAGGGAGGCAAAGUCCCCUCUGCCGGGGAUGGAGGAGCCCCUGCCGCCGCCGGGGCCACCGCUGCCGGGGCUGCCGCUGCCCCUCCUGGGGCCGCCCCUGUUGCUGCCGCUGCCCCUGCCCCUGCCCCAGCCUGGGCCGUUCCUGGCGCUGCCUCCGCUGCCCGGGCCACCCCUGCCGCCUGGGCCCGCGCCCGCGGCCCAAUCUCCGCCGCCGCCGCCGCUGCCGCCGCCGGAGACCGCCCCCAGCUGCAGCUCCUCCGACCCCCCAGCCCCGAGAUCCAGGCUGCAGAGCUUCCUAGUCCGGUGCCUCCUCGCGCGGCUGCCCGGCGGGCCAAGGCCGAGCGCGGCCGCAGCCGCACCCGCCACGACGAAGGCUCUGACAGCAGCGACGACGAGCACAGCAGCGAAGACGAGUCCGACGAUGGCACCGGCUGCUACUUUUGGAGCCACUUCCGCCGUGGCCACCGCCGCCGCAAGCACCGCCGCAACUUGCUCCAGAACUUCCUCAUGCAAGCCUUCGGAGGCUGCUUCGGAAGCCGCUCUGAGAGUCCACCGUCUGCAGGGGCCCGCACCUCCAAAACCAAGAAGGUACCUCUGGCGGACAAGCGGCGCCAGAAGCGCAAAGAAGCGCUGGAGAAACGUGCUCAGAAGCGCGCGGAGAAGAGGCGCAGCAAGCUCAUCGACAAGCAGCUGCAGGACGAAAAGAUGGGGUACAUGUGUACGCACCGCCUGCUGCUUCUAGGUGCCGGAGAAUCUGGUAAAAGCACCAUUGUGAAGCAAAUGAGGAUCCUGCAUGUUAAUGGGUUUAAUGGAGAGGGCGGCGAAGAGGACCCGCAGGCUGCAAGGAGCAACAGCGAUGGUGAGAAGGCCACCAAAGUGCAGGACAUCAAAAACAACCUGAAAGAGGCCAUUGAAACCAUCGUGGCUGCCAUGAGCAACCUGGUCCCUCCAGUGGAACUGGCCAACCCUGAGAACCAGUUCAGAGUGGACUACAUUCUCAGCGUGAUGAACGUGCCGGACUUUGAUUUCCCUCCCGAAUUCUACGAGCAUGCCAAAGCUCUCUGGGAGGAUGAAGGGGUGCGUGCCUGCUACGAACGUGCCAAUGAGUACCAGCUCAUCGAUUGUGCUCAGUACUUCCUGGACAAAAUCGAUGUCAUCAAGCAGGCCGACUACGUGCCAAGUGACCAGGAUCUGCUUCGUUGCCGCGUCCUGACUUCUGGAAUCUUUGAGACCAAGUUCCAGGUGGACAAGGUCAACUUCCACAUGUUCGAUGUGGGCGGCCAGCGUGAUGAACGCCGCAAGUGGAUCCAAUGCUUCAAUGAUGUGACUGCCAUCAUCUUCGUGGUGGCCAGCAGCAGCUACAACAUGGUCAUCCGGGAGGACAAUCAGACCAACCGUCUGCAGGAGGCUCUGAACCUCUUCAAGAGCAUCUGGAACAACAGAUGGCUGCGCACCAUCUCUGUGAUUCUGUUCCUCAACAAGCAAGACCUGCUCGCUGAGAAAGUCCUGGCUGGGAAAUCCAAGAUUGAGGACUACUUUCCAGAAUUUGCUCGCUACACUACUCCCGAGGAUGCUACUCCUGAGCCCGGAGAGGACCCACGCGUGACCCGGGCCAAGUACUUCAUCCGCGACGAAUUUCUGAGAAUCAGCACUGCCAGCGGAGAUGGGCGCCAUUACUGCUACCCCCACUUCACUUGCGCUGUGGACACCGAGAACAUUCGCCGCGUGUUCAACGACUGCCGUGACAUCAUCCAGCGCAUGCAUCUUCGUCAGUACGAGCUGCUGUAAGAAGGGAACCUGAGGUUUAAUUAAAGCCUUAAGCACAAUUAAUUACAAGUAACGCAUAAUUCUACAAGCAGUUAACCACCCACCAUAGGGCAUGGUUAGCAAAGCAAACUUUCCCUUCCCCCGAGUGAUUUUGCGAAACCCCUCUUUCCUUUUCAGCUUGCUUAAAUGUUCCAAAUUUAGAAAGCUUAAGGCAGGCCUACAAAAAAAAAAAAUUAAAAAAGGCCACAAAAGUUCCCUCUUACUUUCAAUAAAUAAAAUAAAAGCAGCAAACAUAAAUAAAUGAAAUAAAUAUUGUUUUGUGCAGCAUUAAAAAAAUCAUAAUAAAAAAUUAAAUGUGGGCAAA
Messenger RNA from Chrysochloris asiatica (Cape golden mole), 3238 nucleotides. It is a transcript of the gene GNAS, whose product is annotated as GNAS complex locus. The coding region runs from base 1 to 2895 and encodes 964 amino acids. Gene Ontology annotation, cellular component: heterotrimeric G-protein complex. The transcript has 13 exons. The record is from RefSeq and is a predicted model, not a curated record. Gene Ontology annotation, biological process: adenylate cyclase-activating dopamine receptor signaling pathway; sensory perception of chemical stimulus. Lineage: Eukaryota; Metazoa; Chordata; Mammalia; Afrosoricida; Chrysochloridae. Gene Ontology annotation, molecular function: ionotropic glutamate receptor binding; D1 dopamine receptor binding; corticotropin-releasing hormone receptor 1 binding.